Molecule: messenger RNA, 898 nt
Organism: Glossina fuscipes
Lineage: Eukaryota; Metazoa; Arthropoda; Insecta; Diptera; Glossinidae
Product: heat shock protein Hsp-12.2
Exons: 5
Coding region: 215-772 (185 amino acids)
Biological process (GO): response to heat; protein refolding
Molecular function (GO): protein folding chaperone
Source: RefSeq, a predicted model, not a curated record
UCUUCGUGAUAUGUAAAACAGUUUUAUAAGAAAUACGUAACUGCGCGGAGUGGUUCCGGAGAAAUUAAAAUCGUACUGUGCUGCCAUUAGUAGUGUUAAAUCUAAAAAUAACUUGUUGUCCAUACCAAAAGAAUUUUUGUGCCUGUAUUAACUUAACGGCUCAAUAAGAAACUAAUAGCGUUCUUCUCUGCAAAACCAUUAAAUUAUUCUCAUAAUGGCCGAUGCUAACAAACGUAAUAUUCCGAUCAAAUUGGGGGAUUUUAGCGUUAUUGAUACGGAGUUCAGCAGCAUUAGAGAGCGUUUCGAUGCCGAAAUGCGUAAGAUGGAAGAGGAAAUGGCUAAAUUUCGUCACGAGUUAAUGAACCGUGAAUCAAAUUUCUUUGAAAGCACCAGUACAACUAAAACAACAACAAGCAGUGCAACAAACGCUUCUAGACCGAAGCAGAACUAUAUUUCGGAUAUUAACUCACCUUUAAUUCAGGAGGAUGGGGAUAAUAAAGUGCUUAAAUUACGUUUCGAUGUAAGCCAAUAUGCCCCCGAAGAAAUUGUUGUCAAGACUGUCGAUCAAAAAUUAUUGGUUCAUGCAAAACAUGAGGAAAAAUCUGACACCAAAAGCGUCUACAGGGAAUACAAUCGUGAAUUUUUAUUACCGAAAGGCGUUAAUCCUGAAACCAUACGUUCAUCUUUAAGUAAAGAUGGAGUACUCACUGUAGACGCUCCUUUGCCGGCUAUUACUUCAGGUGAAACUAUGAUUCCCAUUACCCAUAAGUAAGGGCGUAAGAUGGCAGCAGCAUAACAUGUAACAGCAUUCAUCAGCGCUAUCAAUGCUAGAAUUAAAUAAUAAAAAAAAAAAACGAAAAUAAUUAAAUAAAUAAAUAAAAAAAAAAUCGCAAAUCUA